Messenger RNA from Macroventuria anomochaeta, 2373 nucleotides. Its product is annotated as glycoside hydrolase family 3 protein. The transcript has 3 exons. Gene Ontology annotation, biological process: glucan catabolic process. The coding region runs from base 1 to 2373 and encodes 790 amino acids. Gene Ontology annotation, molecular function: beta-glucosidase activity. NCBI's taxonomy places the organism in Eukaryota, Fungi, Ascomycota, Dothideomycetes, Pleosporales, Didymellaceae. The record is from RefSeq and is a predicted model, not a curated record.
AUGAUGAUGAAGACUGAUAUUUGGCUUCUGGCCGCGCUUUAUUUUGGUGGCGCCGUUGACGCUGCUAUUUCUUCCAAUUACACCGAGGCCAUUUUGAGCUCCGGUACCAUCAAGCUUGGUGACUGGCAAGAUGCCUUCAACAAGGCUUCAGACUUCGUCGCAUCGCUUUCAACGACUGAAAAGCUCUCCAUCAUCACCGGCAGCGGUGCAGGCAACUACUCUGCCAUCCAGGGCUCCGACUCGUCCGCGAAUCCAAUCAACUACUACUUCGUCACUGCUUGGCCAGCCGGACUCGCAAUGUCGAUGACCUGGGAUAAGGACGCUGUCUAUGGUCAGGGCAAGGGUCUCGGUGCCGAGUUCAAGGGCAAGGGCAUGAACGUUGCAUAUGCUCCGACUGUGCAGCCUCUUGGACGUUCCCCAUGGGGUGGCCGUAGUGGCGAAUCCUAUGGUCCUGAUUCCUACAUGUCGGGUAUCAUGGCUGGUCGGCUUGCGAGCGGUAUGACUGCUUCUGGCGUCAUUCCCAGUGCAAAGCACUACGUUCUCAACGAGCAGGAAACCAACCGUCAAGGCUCGAGCGGCGGUGGCGGUAUGGGUGGUGGCAUGGGCGGAGGAGCUGGCGGGUCUGGUGGGAACUCGACUGAUGGUGGUCCACCCUCAAUGCGCCGCCGUCAAGACGAUGGCAACUCCACUUCAUCCUCCUCCAGCGGGGCCUACAGUGUCGAGAUCGGCGACAAGGCUUUCCACGAGACCUACCUCGCACCGUUCUAUGAUGCUGUCAAGGGUGGUGUCGGUGGUGCCAUGUGCUCAAUGCAAAAGAUCAAUGGAUCCUACGGUUGCGAGAACCAAGACACUCUUGCCAGAUACUUGAAGGUUGAGCUUGGUUUCCCCGGGUACGUCCAUCCCGACGCCGGCGCUCAGCACACCAGCUUCGACUCUGCCAACGCUGGACUGGACUACGGUUCCUCAUCGUACUGGAGCAACUCCACUCUUGUCGCCGGUAUCGCGAAUGGCACGUUCGCUUCAGCGCGUCUCGACGACAUGGUCAUCCGCCAGCUGAUGGGCCACUUCAAGCAGAACCAGGAGGUCUACCCGGAUCGCGUUGGAUACACCGACAAUGUUGAUGUGCGUGGAAAGCACGGUGACUUGGCUCGCCAGUACGCCGCUGAUUCUAUCGCACUUCUCAAGAACACGGACAAUGCCCUCCCAUUGAAGAACAAGAAGGCCAUCUCUAUCUUCGGCCUCCACGCCGCGCCGCGUCUUAUGGGUCCCAACACUGCUCUCACCGUCAUGUCUGGAGUUGACGCAACAAUGGACGGGCACAUGUCGCAGAACGGUGGCUCAGCUAUGUCCUCAGCCGGUUUCCUUGUCACUCCCUUCCAGGCUUUUAACGAGCGCGCUCAGUCCGACGGCUUCAUGCUGAAGUGGUGGCUCAACAAUACCGUCGUUGAGAGCUCAGGUGGAGGCAUGCAGCUUAGCGACGGUUCCGGUACCGAGAUCUCCGAGACUACUCUUGGGAUUGCUGAUGGCUCUGAGGCGUGUGUUGUGUUCCUCAACGCUUUCGCUGGUGAAGGAGGCGACAGGAGCGAGCUGGCUAACGCCGAGGGUGACAAUCUUGUGAACUACGUCGCUGACAACUGCAACAACACCAUUGUUGUCGUCAACACCGUCGGUCCCCGCCUCCUCGACCAGUGGGCCACCCACGAAAACGUCACCGGCAUCCUUUACGGCGGACCGCUUGGCCAAUCCUCUGGCCACGCCAUCAACGAUGUCCUGUUCGGCGAUGUCAACCCCUCCGGCAAGCUCAUCCACACCAUCGCCAAGAACGAGUCCGACUACGACCCGAACACCCAAAUCAGCGAGGAAUCCGUGAUCAACUUUUCCGAGGGCAACUACAUCGACUACAAGUACUUCGACCAGAAGAACUCCACUCCCCGCUACGAAUUCGGUUUCGGUUUGUCUUACACCACCUUCAAGUACGGCAACAAGGUCGACAUCGCACCCAAGACCCAGCUCCUCUCCAAUGAGUUCGCAAGCGGCGACCUCGCCGUCGGUGGACGUGAGGACCUUUGGGACAUUGUUGCUGAAGUCAGCACCGACAUCACCAACGCCGGCAAGGUCGCAGGUGCUGAGGUUGCGCAGCUGUACGUUGAGUUUCCUGCUGCUGCUGACGAGCCUGUGCGCCAGCUUCGCGGUUUCCACAAGGUCAAGGUCCAGCCUGGCAAGACUGAGAAGGCUAGCUUUCAGCUUAGGCGUCGUGAUUUGUCGGUUUGGAAUGUUGAGAAGCAGGAGUGGCAGAUUGUGCGUGGUGAGUACAAGUUCAAUGUUGGUUCUUCCAGCAGGGAUUUGAGGGUCAGCAACACUUUGACUGUGUAA